Messenger RNA from Pieris napi, 779 nucleotides. Its product is annotated as GILT-like protein 2. Bases 40 to 762 code for a protein of 240 amino acids. Gene Ontology annotation, molecular function: oxidoreductase activity, acting on a sulfur group of donors, disulfide as acceptor. NCBI's taxonomy places the organism in Eukaryota, Metazoa, Arthropoda, Insecta, Lepidoptera, Pieridae. The transcript is spliced from 5 exons. The record is from RefSeq and is a predicted model, not a curated record.
UAUAUAAGUAUUAUUUGUUGAUGUAUUAAACAUUGUUACAUGUCAAACAUUAACAUGAAGUUAAUUAUAAUUGUUACUUUUGUUUGUUUAUCGGUGAAGUGUAAUGCUAUUAGUUUGGACUACUAUUAUGCCGCUUCCGACUUCUAUAGGCCGGGUAAUGGUUCUGAAGAAGAUUUAAAACAGGUCCUUUCAUUUGUAGAACCGACUAAAGUACGAAUUAAUUUAUUUUAUGAGGUUUUUUGUCCACACUGCCGAUCAUUCGUCACAGAAACAUUCAGCCCAGUUUUAGAAAAACUAGGAAGAUACCUCGAUAUAUAUACUUAUCCCUAUGGUAAUGCUAAUACAGUUAAAAAGGAUAACAAAAUCUAUUUCACUUGCCAACAUGGACCUACUGAAUGCUACGGGAACAAGUUACAUGCAUGUGCGCUGGAUAUUGUGAAGUCCAAUACCCAAGCUUUGAAGUAUAAUAUUUGCAUGAUGAAGUAUUCUAACAGCAAUCAAGGUUCUGACGAUGACGCUGCUGACAAGUGUGGCAAAGCUCUGUUAAUCGACUCGACACCAAUAAAGAAAUGCGCUAAGGGUAUAAGAGGCACUGAACUUCUAAAAUACUGCGGCGAAGAAAGCAAAAAGGCAAAUUUCAAGCACGUACCACACAUUCUCAUAAAUGGUGUCAAAAAUGACGGAACACACUUUAUGCGUGAUGUUUGCGCAGCAUUUGCUGAAACCCCUACAGAAUGUCAGGAUAUUUUGUCAAUAAACUAAUAAAAAAAAACAAAUAU